UAUUUUCUCCCUUUUUUUGUAGUCAAAUGCAAAUAAGAAAGCAAGAGAUGACUUUUUGGGAGAGGCAGCAUAUAUGGGACAAUUUGAUGACCCAAAUGUCAUACAUCUCGAGGGUGUGGUCGUUAAAGACCUUCCCAUAUUGAUUGUCAUGGAAUUCAUGAGCAAUGGAUCGCUUCAAUCCUUUCUACAAAAAAACGAUGAUAAAUUUACUGCACUCCAGUUACUAGGAAUGGCCCGGGGUGUGGCUUCUGGAAUGAAGUAUCUGUCUGAAAAGAGCUACAUCCACAGGGAUUUGGCAGCCAGAAAUAUUUUAGUAAAUGAUGACAUGGUUUGCAAGGUUGCUGAUUUUGGAAUGAGCAGAGAAUUGAGCAAGGAUGAUACAUAUGACACAACGGGUGGUAAGAUCCCUGUCAAAUGGACAGCACCGGAAGCAGUCCAAUUAAAGAAAUUCACUAUUGCUUCGGAUGUUUGGAGUUAUGGUAUCCUGCUUUGGGAGGUAAUGUGUUACGGAGAAAGGCCAUAUUGGAACUGGGGCAAUAAUGAGGUGCUUGAACGUCUGGCUUCUGGCUUCAGACUUCCUCCGCCAAUGCUAAGUGAAUACUUCUUGCAGAGCUGCCCUAAAGUUGUACAUGAUCUCAUGUUAUCUUGCUGGCAUAAAGAUCGCGUGAAAAGACCCAAAUUUAAGGACAUUCGUGGCACGAUUGAUAAGUGGAUCCAGAGUCCGGAGUUGCUGACACACGAAGAAUCGGUUGUGACAAAGCGGGCCACAGUUUUCUUAAAAAAUGACUGAAAAAUGAUGUUUUGCCUGACAAUAUAAGAUCUGAUUUCUAAUGUCAUGGAAGUAUCUUGAAGUGACAACAAAAAGUUCCCACAAAUGCAUUUGUGUUCUGUUUCCUUGCAUUUCGGCUGCCGUUAACAAUGCAUGCUUUGCCAUUGCAAAUUCCAAGACUUCCUGGACUGUAUAUUGCAUCAUCACAGAUGUGAUGUUCCCGUAAUGCAUGAACUGCUCCGUGGUUGUGUAGCCAACUUUAUUUAAAGAUUAGCUUUGUGAUAUUUUCUAUUUAAUUCAAAUAUCACUUUUCACCAAAUUUAGCUGGUAUUUACUGUUACUAAUGCGUCGCCCAAUGUGCCCCACAAACGAUGGCACCGAUGACUCUGAAAACAUUUUGCAGCUCUGUCUAUCCAAUGUAAAUUCAGGGGCGUCGCGACCGGGGGGGGCGGGGAGGUGUCACACCAACCCAAUAGUAUCUCAAUAGGAAAUUUCAGGUAAAACCCGCUCGGUGGAGAAACGCUUCAGGUAUUUUAGAGACCUUCAUGUCAUAAAAUCAAUAAAGGAUCAAGCAAAGGUAGUUGCUCCGUUGGUUAAAUAUGAUAUUCCUUAAUAUGAAUGAAGGUAAACAAACUAAUGAUUUGAAGAUUUGAAGAUUGCUUCUUGGCACUUAAUCGAAAGGCCCUCUUUAGGUAAAAUUGUGUCUUGUGUCCAUUUCCCCUAAAGUUUCUCUGUAGAAGCGUCAACUGCAAUUCACUAUGAGCUCCAGAUAUUUUUAACAUGCGAAAGGCAUGCUUAGAAGAAAAGAGGGAUCUAAAUUGACAACCAGUGCUGCUUGUUACCUAGCUUGUUACCAUUUGGAUAUGCAAAUCUUCCCAACAACGAUCUAAUGCAGAUUUUUUGUAUGGUGUUAAAUACUUUCCUGUUGAAUUCAAUAGAGAUAUACUUCUCCCCUUUUGGUCCUAUUUGAAGUAAAGUCCCGUUUGGCCCUAUUCGGUUCUGUUUUAACUUUUUAUUUUAGCAAACUGUUUGAGACAGUCAAUUGUAGUUUAGCUUUAUGUAAUGUCCCCGGUAGUCACAGCCUUUUGCUUCCAGAGGUAUCGUUCCCUGUGUUGUAGUAAUUUUUGAUAGUAGUAUAGUUUGUGGUAUAUAUUGUAAAUUUUUAGUAGAACCUUAUAAAAAUUGUGUCAUUGAUGCUACUAGCCCUCAUUUCGACAUGUUUUACACUUAGACUACAAAGAAAAACUUGUCUUCUUUUGUUUAUUAUGUGAGAGGAUUGCCAUGCAAAAGAUGUUCUGAAUAGAUAAACUGAAUACGGUAACGUUGCAAAGAGUGACUUAGGCAUUCUCUUGUUUUAGGGGGAAAUUUUUGCUUUUUUGUUCUUUAAACUUUUAUAGUCCUGAUUUUUAAAGGUUCAGAUUUAUUCAUAAAAUUAAGUUUCUUUAAAAAGGAAUUAUCAAAAUGGCCAACAAACCACUUAAGGAAACGUGAAAAAGGAAAUUCCUUCACUUUAGGACUGCUGCUCACGUUUCGAUAGUUCUAGACCCUAUGUAUAAUCGAAAGGCCAUCAUGGCUUUGCUCACUUUUUCAUUAGAAUUAAUAAUAAAAACAAGAAGAUAUGCAAGAAAAUUCACUCUCCAGAAACAUCUCUACGAUAAAUUUGAACAAAAAGGAGUAACAAUUGAUACUACUUUAUUAAAAUUGGGUGUAAUGGAACAUUAGCUAGUGGGCGCUCUGAGAAACCUCUGAAAACCUUCACCUUUAACAGAAAAUAUGCAGAUGCUGAAUUAAGAGGUUCAAAAAUACAGUAUUAAGCUAAUAGGUAGCCCACAUUUAAAAUUUGUAAUCCUGAUCUAUUUACGUCUUGCAAAAAUGAUGAUCAUUGCCUCUUACCUGAUUUUCAUAGCAGGUUUUAAUCUAAUGGCAGCGAAUUUAAGGCAGGGGAGGGGUGACCAACAUUCUAAAAGCCAAUGGAAAAGUAAUUAAUUUAAUGGUUUGAAGUAAAUUUUACCGUUUCCACAGGGGAGGGGCGUCCUAAGACGUUGGAAUGGAGGCUGUUCUGUAUAGGCCACGCCCAAAACCACAAGCACGCUCAUUCCCAAGAUAGUUGUGUUUGUGUUAGAGAUUUUCCGUUAACUGACAUGGAACUUCAUAUAAGAAAUUGCCUAGUCACGGAAAGUCAAUAGCAUAGUUAAAAUUGCCAAGUAAAAAAUCCCUCCAACUAAACAAAAACUGGCUUGCGAAGAGAGGGCUGAGCCCCAAGAGUCUCCCUUCACGGCACCCCUGCUUUUUCUAUAGAAUCUUUCUAUGAGCACAAGCUACACCUAUUGUUAACAUGAUGCUUAUUGGACUUUUAUUUCUUAGUUAGAUACUUCAGCCCGUAUCAUGGAUACGUAAGUGAUAUAUUGCAGAUUUUGUUAAUAAUAUCAUUGAUAGUUUUGUAGUUCGGCAUCGGUUUAAAAUAAUAAGAAUUUUGUACUAAAUGGCAUAUCUUUCACGUGCCAUAUCUGAAUUAACUGAUGAUUCAUUAUUAUGAUAAUACUAUUACAUUUUUAGUUUUAUCGCAAAUUUUUAUUUUUAAAAAUGAAUGUCGUACUACUCGGUGAUUCGGUUGUGUUCUUUCUGGCUACAUUCUUUUCCUUAUGUUAGAAUAUUGUUUAUAAGAAUAUUAGGGUCCAGAAUCAUCCCAUUUUUUAGAAUAUCAUAAAAAUAUUGCUCAAUCUCGGCUCCCAUUUUUGUCCUUCAUUCUUCAGUUGCCUGUUUUGUGAUGUUGAUGACAAAGAAUUGCAUGACUCGAGAUGUCAUUUUUUUCAAAAAGCGUGGUUUCUAUGCGGGUAUGAGCGACGUUACCCUGAAACCAGAUCAGAUUUGAAAAAAUGGUACUUUAAGAAUACAUUCAGGCUAAAAACGAACAUUUCUUACGAUUAUCGAGGCUGGAAAACUUUUAUGUUAUUCUUAUGAAAAAUAAGUGUAUAAACAUUUAUUUUAUAAGAAAACUUGGAACCAGUGUCAGCCUGUUGCCUCUUAUUUUUUCACAUAAAUUCAGCCUAACGUGUUUCUUAUUUUGUUUCUUAUUUUCUAAAGGAAUUUCCUGUGCAUAGUAGUAUCCGGACCUGGCAUGUGCUUGAUAAAAAAAUUCAUGCUAUUUUACCUAUCACUUUCUAAUUUUCUGUUGCUUUUUCUUCAUUUUUCAAUUUUCGCUGUUGAUUUAUCUCUUGUUUUUUGUUUAAUUUCAGCUUGUCUUGUUUGUAAUGUUGUCCUUAAUUUUCGGGCAAAUCUCAGCCUGGUAACUUAAAACAUUUAUGAUGCUUUCUAAGGACGUGUUUUUUAAUGUAUAACAAUUAGAAUUUUAAUUAUAAUUUUAAUUAGCUAUUUUCUGUUCACUUAACAUUGGUGACAAGGUUUGAGUGUGGUUUCUUUAGACAGGGCAAAACGAUAUUGGGAGCAGUUUUGAUCCCAUGUAUCUAUGAAUUCGCGUAGCCAGGUUCAUUUUGCAAACGUUAAAUUUUGCAAACGGAGGACAUCGAAAGCUCUGUGGCUUUUUUCAUAGAAUACAACGAAGGCUAUAUUUUACUUAUUUAUGAAAAUUAUUUUAUGGAUGACUUAAGCACCUAGAAUUUAUAGAUGAAGCAACUCAUAUUAUUUAUGGGAAGUGAAGUGCUAUCAUUAAAAUUGCAUAUGCUUAAUUCCUACCGUCUACUAUCAUAGACUUACUUCUGAACCAAUUUCGAAAGUUUUAAAAAUCAUGAUAUGAAUAAAAUUACACCCCAAUUCAAUUACACGGAAAUGCUUAUUUUACAAUUACCAAUAUUAUGUUACUUGAUGUUAUUUUCACAAAAUCCAGUAACAAAGUUUCACGAGGAAGUGGAAAUGAGAUGCUCAAUGGUGUCGAGGAACGGGCGUGUAUUGCAAAUGUGAUAACUUUUAAUAAAAAGCCAUGGACUCGUGUUUAUUUGGUAUUGAGAAAUGACAAGAGGUUUACCGUUUGUGGUUUGGUUGACCGUUAUUCAAAUUUUGCUGUUAUCGUUUCUCUGUAUUAGUCUGGCGGCCUAACUUGAGCAUCUGCUCAUACGAUUGUUUUUACACAUAUUCAUACAUUUGUUGUUCUAGUAGACCCUUUAUUUUGGUGCUGCCGUUUUCGUUCAGCUUCUUCACAGCUUGGUCCACAAUAAAGACUGGUGUGAAUGGAAGUUAAGUAUUUAUCUUGGACCACCUCGAGAUUAUGUAGUAUUAUUUGUUAGCUCGUCAUCAUUUAUGGCAUCGUAGCAACUGUCUAUCAUGGAUAUAAGAUGGAACUGGCAUCCCAUUUUGGGCCUAGUCCUGUUAACCUUGAGCUGUAUUGUAAAUGUUAUCAAAGGAAUAGAAGUUCCUGUUUCAUUGCCUGAACUUGGACUUUGGAGGACAGUCAUAAAUGGCACUAAUCCUUCAGCUCGCAAUUAUGUAAGUACAAACAAGUGACCAUGAAAAUCUAGACAUAAAUUUUUCAGGGCAAGGGGUAUGGUAAUGGAAGCUUUUUGUAUGAAAGUGUUUGGUCAUCUCAUUGAUUUUGAAUCAAACUAAUAAUGAAAGAUUUAUACAAAAAGCUUCCUGUUUACUUUUUAAAGAUCUCAAUUCAGUAAAAACCUCUGCUUCAGCAAGAUCCAGGAAAAAAUAUUGAAGGAUUAAUUGAAAUUUUACUUUAAGAUUUUAUCAGUGUUGAAAGACUUUCUUAAAACUUUAGCCUAAAUAUUAAAACUCUACCUUUGGUCUGGCUAUGACCCUCUUUGUGCAGACCCCUAGUAAGGACCAACCACAUUAUCCAAUGGCAGAGUGCUGUAACACUCAAAGUCUAACUUAUCAGGCAAUGUAAACAUAAUCAAUCAUAAUCAGAUUAAGCUUCACUUUGCAGCUAACAUAAUAAGAUAAGAUAAUGCCUCAAAAAAUACUUCAGCAACCAAUCAACAAAAGUUUUCAACUGCAGGCCUGGCUGUAAGCAUUUUAGCAGGCAAGUGGUACAUCACUCUCCUCGGUAAAGUCAGGUGGGCAAUUUUUUUCUCUUGAAAAUCGUUGAUAAAGGUAUAUGAAUAAACAACAGUCUCUAUCAGCUAUAUUUGCAAAAUAAGAUGGCGACUCUCUGACAAAAAUAAAACGAUUGUUUUGUAUAGUCGCAAAUCAACAAUAUUCUCACUAGCAAGAUUUGAAUAGAACCAAAAGUAAAUAAUCACAUAGUGUGAUUUUGUUAUAACAUUAGUACAAACUAGCAUUCAUCAGAAAGCUGUUCGUUUGAUGUUCAAGUACUUGAAGGCUUGUUAUUUACGAGUUCGUUGUCACAGGAACAUACACAUAUCUUAUUAAGCAAAACUAUUCAGCUAUUUCUGGAAGUUUUAAGAUUAAAAGAUUUUGAGAGAUGACAGUUUUUUACUGGUCCUUAAAAAGUUUUAUCUAUCAGUGGGGGAUCUCCUGUAUACUUUGAUCAACAUUAUAGCCAGUUAUGAGAAACCACAGCUGUUCAUACAUUACUUAGAGUUAUUAAGCACCAAGUUUGCAUCUUCUUUCCAUCUAUAUCCUCAAUUUUUCUUCAAAGAACAGCUUCCUUGUCGUAUUUUUUGUAGUAGUUAAGGGUCCGCAAAUCAUGUAGUAGUUAAGGGUCCUUUUUGGUUUUUCGUAGUUAAUUGUCCUAGGGGUCAUAGGGGUCCUAGGGUCAUAGGGUCUGGUUUUUCCAGUAUGCCCCCGAGUCAAGCGUGGAGGCACGCGCGGGCGAUCGCCUGCCUCAAACAGCCGGGUCUGCAAUUGUGUCAAUUGGAAGGUAGAAGUCAUACUAUGUUUAGUGACAUUUUCAAACACACUACAUCAGGCAUCAAAAUUUAUACUUUUUAUACAAAUUUAUACAUUAUAUAAAAUUUAUACAAAAUUUAACAAUGUUGUUACAAAUUAGUUAUGACAAGAUCGCUUAACAUAACAGAUUACUUAAGCAAGGGGGUGAAAAGAGGGAGUAAUCUGCAAUCAACACCUGGUGCUUUAUUAAUUUUCAAAACUCAGCGAUUUAAAGUUUUGAUCCAAGAGUUGUCUGCACUGUUCACCUGACUAUUCUGUUCUUCGGUGAUCACGGCACCAGGAAACAAAGUGGAGCCGGUGUAAUAUGCGUUUUGGUAGGUGUAAUAUGCGCUUUGGUACCCUAUGCAAAUAUAUAACAUUGUAAAACGCAAUGUGUUUCAAAUCAUGUGAUUUCAUCGUAGUGCGAUAUUGUGACUUGUUAUAAUUAACAAAUUGAACACAAAGCUUUUUGAGUUUAAAAUUUCACACUUUUCAAUCAAGAAAACUUUGGAGUCGCCAUUUAUGUUGUACUUUUUUGCAUAAACUUCACUGCACUGCUCCUUGUUAGUACCCCCUUAUUAGAAAUAGUUCGAUUGUUCUUUCCAUUCUGAACAAUAUGAACCAGAACAUUUGUGUUCCCAGACCGGUUCGCAUGCUAAAUUCCACCAUUCGUUUUGAUGCCCUAUUGUUUAAGUGCUUGGGUACGAUUUUGCAUAACCAAAAUUGCCAUGCAUUUGAGCACCCGGACCGAAAUGCAUAAGGUUACCAAAACGCAUAUGACACCACCGACAUUUAUUGGUUGGGGAAAAAACGGAACUAUCGGAAGACUACAAAUGCCAUACAGUCUUAUGGGUAUGUGCCUUCGUAUUGCAAUCAAUGAUGAUAUAUGGACUGAUGGAGAGAGAUAAAAUAUCUUGAAAAGGGCAACAGUGCUCUAUCUUUCGGGGAGGGGGGAUUCGU
Molecule: messenger RNA, 7522 nt
Organism: Rhopilema esculentum
Lineage: Eukaryota; Metazoa; Cnidaria; Scyphozoa; Rhizostomeae; Rhizostomatidae
Source: RefSeq, a predicted model, not a curated record